Dunckerocampus dactyliophorus (ringed pipefish) is the source of this 1954-nucleotide messenger RNA. RefSeq names its product microfibril associated protein 5 (gene mfap5). The record is from RefSeq and is a predicted model, not a curated record. The transcript has 7 exons. Gene Ontology annotation, biological process: embryonic eye morphogenesis. The coding region runs from base 123 to 509 and encodes 128 amino acids. Gene Ontology annotation, cellular component: microfibril. Lineage: Eukaryota; Metazoa; Chordata; Actinopteri; Syngnathiformes; Syngnathidae.
GGGAGGAGGAAGGGAGGAGGGAGAAGGAGAGAAGGAGGAAAAGAAGCAAGAAGACAAAGGAUUCACAGGUUUGAGCAACAGCAAGAGUUGUCUUGAAAAGCUAACCUCGUCCCAGCGUCAUCAUGGGCAGCCUUCCAGUGGUCCUGCUCCUCUGCGGUCUCCACGCACUCACCGCCGUAGUCCAAGCCCAGGAGAGCGAGACCACUGAGGCAACUGAUGGGACCCUGCCAGCCAACUGCAGGGAGGAGAUGUACCCUUGCACCAGGAUGUACUCGGUUCAUCGUCCCAUCAAGAGAUGCAUUGGCGGGCUCUGCCUCUACAGCCUCCCUCGUGUCUACGUGAUCAACAAUGAGAUUUGUAUGAGGACGGUGUGCCAGCGUGAGGAGGACCUGAAAGCUGAGCUGUGCAGAGAGUUGUCCGGGUGGCCCAGGCGCAUCCAGAGGUCAUCCAAUAGGAAACGCUGUCGCAAUCGCAGCGGCAACUCCAAGACCUGGGCCAACAAGGCCUGACAGUCGUAACACAAAUCCAGUAGUCCGUGCCUACACGCGUGUGCCGAGUCACAGCUAUAUUUAUGUGCGCUAACUUGAAACUGUCUGAGUACUGAGCAUUCCAUGGAUCACAUCAGGCACGCUUCUUUCUAGGCUCCACACUAGUAGCACUCAAACCUGCUCUGUUUCAUAUCGGAAGGUGCUAACUCAGGGGUGUCCCAAGUGUGGCCCGCUGCACAUUCAAAACAUAUCAUUUCAAAAGAAAGAUCAGCAAAAAUGGAAAGGUCAGCAGUCAUUUUACAAAAGUUGUAAUAUUAUGAGAGAAAAUAAUGUCAUUUUAGUCGCAUAGAGAAGAAAUAUUAAAGAAAAAAACAUGAUUUUUUAAAAAAACUUGUAAUAUUAUGAGAAACAUACAAAACAGAAAAUAAAGUUGUAAUUUUUACAAAAUUAUAUUGCGGAAAAAAGCUAUAAUGUUACGAGAAUAAAGUCAAAAUAUUAUGGAAACAAAAUCAUAAUUAUUUUGAAAUUUACAAGAAGAAAGCAGAAAUAGUUGGAAAAUUCAACAAAAAACAACUGCAAAACUGAAUAAAAAACAGCUGUAAUUUUACGAGAACAAAGUCAAAUUUAGAGGAAAAAAGUCGUAUUCUAACGAGAAAAAAAGUUGCAAUUUCAAGAGAAUAAACCUGUGACAUUAUGUGGGAAAAUUUAAAAAUUUAAUUGAAUUUUAAAACAUUUUGAAACAGUUAAAUUAAUGGAAAAAAAAAUGUUAAUUAAAAAAAAUUUAUAUUGUGAGAAACAAAACAAAAUUAAUUUGUAAUUUUUGGAAAAUUACAAAAAAAACCUGCAAAAAUGGAAAAAAACAGCUGUAAUUUUUAGAGAAUAAAAUUAAAAUAUUAAGAGAAAAAAGUUGUAUUCUAACGAGAAAAAAGUUGCAAUAACCUCGUAAUAUGUGGAAAAAUAAUGUCAUUUUUAGUAGUAUAUAGGUGAAAUAUUAAAGAAAAACCAAUCUGUUUUUUUAUUACAUAAUAUUGUGAGAAAUAAAGAAAACAAAAUUAAAGUUGUAAUUUCUGGAAAAUUAGGUUGGGGAAAAGUUAUAAUAUUCAUGGGAAUAAAGUCAAAAUAUUACGAGAAGAAAAUAUGUGAAGAUUAUUUAAGAAAAAAGUUGAAAUAUUUGCAAAAUUAAAGAAAAUGUGUGGAAAAAAAAGAGCAAAGACCAAAGUUGAUACUAGUAAUAGGCUUUAUCACCUAGUGGAUAUCGUAGAGCCGAGAUGUAGUUUUUUCUUGACAUAUACAAAUAAUUUCUGAGCAUAUUUACAAAAUACCAAAGUGGCAAAGUUGCAUCCUUUCAUUUUUCAGCAAGCGUGGACACCCCCGUGCUAAGUGAUGAUGUAUUAUGUAUCCCAUGCACUGUUGCAAUUAUACACUUGAUUUUUCGCCUGGAAGAAAUAAAACCCAUGGAGGUUGUA